Molecule: messenger RNA, 7067 nt
Organism: Catharus ustulatus (Swainson's thrush)
Lineage: Eukaryota; Metazoa; Chordata; Aves; Passeriformes; Turdidae
Gene: FAM234A
Product: family with sequence similarity 234 member A
Exons: 12
Coding region: 2928-4604 (558 amino acids)
Molecular function (GO): protein binding
Source: RefSeq, a predicted model, not a curated record
AAGCUGUUUGUCCUGUCCCUGUUAUUACUGUGGUACAGGAAGGGAUGUUCAUUCCCCCUCAGCUUGGGCUGGGGAGCUGCUCCCAACUCAUCUGUGGCUGUAGGAAGCAACCUUUAAAGCUUGGGAGCCCUGGAGUCUGAGAUGCAGAUCCUGGCUGUGCUGCUUCACUCCCUGGCCUGUGUGGGUUCAGUUUGUGUUUGUUGUGUGUGUUUUCUAAUUAUUUCUCAUUCUUCAAGGUCUUUCUCCUAUGUUUACUCCCAUCCCUAGAUCUACUGCAUGUGGUGUGUUACACUGCAGCAACACAGAAUCCUGUCACUGCCUGCUCCCUUGAAAGGUGCCUGGAUGCAUUGAACUUCCCAGCUGAAUUAUUUUGUGUCCUCUUCCAGCAGGAGACAAGAUGUCGGCUGCUAGAGGACAGUAAAACCAUCUCAGAUGCAGGCUAUCAUUUUCUGCUUGUCUUCAAUUAAACUGAUUACCAGCCCUCUUUGUUGUUCCCAGCUCAGGCCAUUGCAGUUGCUGCCAGCGUGUAUUUUGGCAGCAGCGGGCACUGGGAUUUCCUGCAUUGUUGGAGUCUUUGCCAUUGACCUUCGUGGUCCUCAUUCUGGCACCGCCUCUGCUCUGGCAGGGGUGCAAAGGGCAUUAUUCAAACCCUGAAAGAAAAGAGAGAGAAUUGCUUUAAAGGCAUUGAGGGCUCUUUGUGCUCAGUGGCUCUGUAGGGUCAUUGCUGAAAAAAGAGGGGAAUUACUGGGGUUGUCAGGAUAAUUACUGCUUCUUUAUUGUUCCCAUCCCAAUCUAGAUGACAGUGGUGAGAUUUAUAGUGAGUCAUAAAAAUAUGCCAUCAGAGCUGUGUUAGGUGGUGUCCCUUUUGGAUGAAGAGGGGAGAAACCUGGGUUUGGUUCCUUUUGGGAAUUCUCACAGGUGCUGGUAUGCCCUGGGUCUUUCCCAGCUCUAUACUGGGAGGUUGUGGAGGCUCUGCUGGAGAGCUCAGUGGCAUUGUGCUGGAGCCCUGUUGCAGCCUGUGCUGUGGGUGCUGGUUUUGAGAUCCCCCUCUCCAUGCUGCUGGAAAUGGGCACUCCAGGGACACACCAGCUACCUGCCCCAGCACAGCAGAAGUUACAUAACUCACCUGCCACUGUCCCCAUCACUGUGGCCAUGGCUGCUCCAUGCCAGUGAAUCAUCUGCUCAGCUGUGCCUGGAGCCUUGUACCUUGAACCCGCUCAUGCCUGGUGCAGUAAAAGGGCAAUGCUCAGCUCGGGGCAGAGGCUGAAAGCACCACUUGAUGUGUUGUUCCCCUUUCCAUCAGGAGCCUUCCUACCCAUCAGGUGCCUGCUGUUGGUCUGGGAACAACCAGCCUCCUGUAGGUGUCCCUGGUGUGGCUGCUGGACUGAUGAGAAGGGCAGAUGAAAUCCUUGAAGUAAGAUCUUUGGAAUAAGGUGCAACUUCUGCAUUAUUGAUUGUUUUGCAUGGUAUUGUGCAGGUUGAAUUAAAUUAUUUACAAAAUAUCUAUAAUUUAUCUAUUAAAAUAUUCUACAUCAGGUACAGGAGUGAGAUCCUGUGCUUGAUAUAGAACAAAUGCCAGAGUGCUCGGGCUGGAGCGAGUGCUUCUGAGUCCAGCAGGCUCUGAGGUUAAAGGGUUGACAGUGCCAGGCUGACCUGCUGAUUCUGUGCUCAGGACAGCCUUGCCAUGGAGCUGUCCCCCUGUGAUUUGUGUCCAGAAGAGAAGAGGCCUCUACAGUGGGACAGGGACAGCCUGGGGAGCCACAGCUGCCCGAAGGGGCUGAGCCUCUCAGGGUGACUCAGCUUGUGUUUCACAGAACUGUAAAUGAGCUUGGGUAGAAAUGUGAGACACAGUGAACCCUGUUGCUGUUGGAGUUGAAAUCCCAGGCUCUCUGCACUGUGUUGGUGCUGACUUUAAGCUCUUUUCUGCUGGGGAAGUAAAUGGCUGCAGUGGACAACCCAGACAUGUGACUGCUGGGGCACAGUCAUGGAAAAUUGGCUUGGUUGUCGUGGUUAUUUGUUCUGAUAUGACUUUUAAUAACACUGUCAAGCAGCUUUUUCCAAGCCUACUGGAAUGUGUUAUUCUUUAUUUCUUCCCUUGUGGUAUUUUUUUAAAGAAGCACUAUCAGAGAAUCUGUAUAAAACACGGAUUUUGUUGAGGGUAAUGACUUAGCUCCUCUAACUGACUAGGGCUCUUUCCCCCACCUUUUCAUAACAAAUUAUCACAGAACCCCUCUGUAGUUGUAGCCCAAGGUUAUGAUUUGUAGCAGGAGAAGCUAAAAUAGCAGUUGUUAGCUGUUCCAGUCUGAUUAAACCAAAUUUGCCUGAUUUUAGUCUCAACUUCUGCCUUGUUUUUUCUCUGAGGAGGGAAGUCAUCACUCUUGCUUUCUGCAGGGCUGGGUUGCUGAACUUACCCAGUGGUUUCUCAUGUAAGAAGGUGUUGAAUAGCUUUGGUUUGCUCCUAUACAGAACAUGCUGGUGUUUCCUUCUCUCUCUCCUGGGGAAGCUCAAGUGCACUUUGCAGUAGAGAACAGACUUAUGUUGGGAUGUAAAGGUCACAAGUGUUUCCUUUCACCUCUCCAGCUGGGAGUCAGGCUGACAUACACAGGAGGUGGCAAGAAGUCUUUGUAACAAAAGAAGCUUUUUUUGAGGGAGACCUGCAGAUCAGUCAGUCCUUUCUGCGUGGGGUCUAUAGCCUUCUUUGUCCAGCUCUAGCAGAAUUGGUUUCCUCCUCUGGAGAAGAAUUGGUGCUGUUCCUGCAUUCCACAGACUCUCUCCAUUGCUCUGUGUGGGAGACCUCCGGCACCAGCAGUGUGUUGUAUCCAGCUCUGUGACAAUACCGUGGUUUGCUCACCGCCCAUUAAAUGUUUCCAGUGUGAAUAUCAGGUGAAGGACGAGAAGAGUGUCUGAAUACAGAUGAAUGAGCUGUGAUGGAUAACAAGGACUCAGAAGCUGAGAUCCACCCUCUGAAGACUGAGGAUGUAAAAGCUCAGGAGAACCAUGAACAUUUUGUGGAGAGAAGGAUUGUCAAAUCCUCAGGGCUGUCCCGGCUGUCCCGGUGGCGCACUGCUGCCUUCUUCAUCUCCCUGUUCCUCUGCCUGAUCAUUGUGUUUGCUUUCUCCUUCAUCAUUCCCUGCCCAGAGAGGCCAGUUUCAGAAAGAACAUGGUUCCAAUACUACAACAAUGCAGUGCCCUACCCAUUCCUUGCUAUAGAAGAUGUGAAUGAAGACAGAGUACAAGAUGUACUCUUUGCUUUUCAAUCCAGCAAUGGCAGCAACAGCUUCAACAUGUCCUGUCAGGAUGGAGGGCUGCCGUCUCCCUGUGCCUUCGUGUCUGCCGUGUCUGGCACGAACGGCAGCGUGCUCUGGGAGAGCCCUGCAGCACAGGACGUGCAGUGGCUGCAGUGUGGCGUCCUUCUGCUGGGCACAGCAACAACUGGCACAGCAGUAACCCCGGGCUGCUUCGUGGUGGAGAAGUCACUGUCCCUUACAGCACUCGACCUACGGACAGGGCAAGUUCUGUGGAGGCGAUCCCAUGACUUUGGAGCUAAUUAUACUUUGCUGACUCCUUUGUCAGUGGUUCCAGAUCUGGAUGAAGAUGGAAUUCAGGACCUGAUAAUGUUUAUCGCUACAGAAGGCCAGGUUAAGUUCUUCAUCCAUUCAGCAAAAACUGGCCAGCGGAUUGGCUCCACUGGUACCUUGAGCGUGGAUGGCAACGCUCGCUACGUCACACUGGACCUGCGCUCCUCCUCCUACUUCCUUUUCUACACAGAGAAGUCUCUCUAUGCAUAUUCCCUGAAAGAUCUGGGCAGUGCAGUAGUUGAGACGGAAAUGAAUCUUUCCGACUUCCAGCCAGAUUCUCACUGGGAGAAGCACAUCGAUGAUGCCACGCACCGCUUAGAGCUUCUGUCCCUUCUCAGGUUUGGAGACAUUCACUACCUGGCAAGAGUACCUGGGCACUCACGAGACCACAUCUUGGUUGUGAACUCAGAGAUGGCUACACUGAUCAACACAAAAGAUCUCCACACUAUGUGGACCCUCAAUGUGUCCCAUCUUUUGAGUGAUCCGCUGCUUGGUUACUACAAGCCUGAUGACCAUGGUAUUAUCCUGGAGAGUGAAAUUGGACCCAACAGGAAGCAGAUCCUGAUUGUUCAGAGUGAAUCUGGAGCAGUCCAGUGGGAGCUGAAGCUGAACUCAAGGGCAGGGAGCCCUGGCCCAGCCACACUUCCAACUGCGGAUCACCGCUCUGCCUUCCUCAUGUGGGGAGACUACCAGGAGCUGGGCAAUGAGACAAGACACACAGCUCCUCUCCAGAAGCUGUACCUUUUCCAUCCUUCCUACACUCAUGUCCUGUUGGAGCUCCGCAACAGCACAGACCAAAUCGUUGCGUUCACUGCAGCGCUGUUUGAGCGGAGCCGUCACGCCUGCUAUGUGCUGCUGCGGGGCCCCCAGCCCAGUGAGGGGCCAGGCCCCGUGUCCCUGAUGAAGAGGAAGCUGAAGGAGGAUAUCUCAGUGAGCAAGGUGAUCUGGCUGCGCCACAUGGCCGGGGAUGACGAGCAGCACAUCCGGGACCGCCUGCACAGGAUGCGAUUCCAGAGCCGAGACUGAGCUUGCCGAGGAGCGGGGAGAGGCUGCCUCUGCUCUGCAGCGGUGCUCUCAACAAGCCCAGAGCCUGGAUUCCAGUGGGAAGUUGCCUUUCUUGAUCUGCAAACCAAAAAGUGGCUGGCAGGGAAGCACCCCCAGUGUCCAGGGACACCCAGGCUGUGGGGACAGCUGCCAGAGUGUGCGUCCUCACAGCUGAUGGGACUUCAGUGCUUGGCCACCACUGAAGUGUCAUCAGCUCAGGGAGGAGGCUUUCCCUCCAUCCCUGUGUGCCUGAAGAACUGUGCUGACUCAGGAGUGUGUCUGGAGGAAAACUUGUACUUGCUGAGAUGCCAGAGUUGAUGAUUUCUGGGAUGUCUGAGAAGUGGAGUUGGAUGUCUGAGAAGUGGAAUUCUCUGUGUGGUAUUAGAUUUCCUUUCUGAGUCAGCUCUCCUGGCUGGGAAGAGGUGCUUGGCUGCAGGUUGAUUUGCAAUUACCCUCUCCUGGAAUUGGGCCCUGCUUCAGUAGUGGUGGGGGUGUGUGGUGACCCCAGCCAUGGCUGUGGUGUGUCUGGUGUCACUUGGCCCAGCAAAGCACAGGUUAAAGUGUUGUUCUGCUUAGCAAAUGGCCUUUUCUUCCCAGAACAGCCCCACAUAUCCUACUCUGCAGUCACCAGCCUACCUGUAUCUGGGUCCUCUGCUGCUUCCUUCCCAGCCAGGCUGUGCAGUGUUGGUGACACUAAGAGGGAGCUGGUCUCCCCCCUGAUGGAUGCAUCAAUGUUCCUCCCUUCCCUCAGUCUGCUCACCUGGUGAGAUCCACCCUAAGCCCAGGCUGGCUGGUCUCUGGAGGUACCACCACCACCUCUCCAGGUUUAAGGAACCUGAGGAUCUGGCUUGGGUAGAAUUGCACUUUAACCUUUUCUGAGAGCUGGGAGUGCUGCUCUGGGAAGCCCUGUACCCAGUGGCAGUGCCAGCACCCUGCUCAUUCAGCCUUGCAGCUGCUGAGGAGCCUUCUCCAAACACUGUCCCUGCUGCCAGGAGGUGGGCAGGAGCUCUGUGCCGCCUCCCUGCCCUUGGAAUUGAAGUGAUGUUGGGUGAGGAUCCUUGAUCACUUUUCUCUCUGCCCAGCCUGGUAUCCUGAGAGGAUGGGACAAGUUGCUGUCCAGGUUUCUCCUGGAGAUUCAUGUAGCACCAUAAGGUGUUUGCUCUGCCUGAUGGGUGCCAGUGAAGGCUGUAGAAACAAGGUGCAGAGCCUUGAAAACGGUUUGACCCAGCUGCUCAGUCCUGAAAAUAAAAAUAGCCUAAAAAUAACCUCUCAAGCUCUGCAGUGCUGGAGGGGGUUUGGCCAGUGCCUCCCUCCCUUGCUGAGUCUGACACUGGGGGAUGUGUAGAAACACUGUAGGAUGGGAAUGUGCAGCAUCAGGCAUCAGCUCUUCCCUUCAGCCUCUGCUGAUCCCAAAUGUGCCACUGGGCAGUUGCUGUCACCAGCUCACACCACAGCCCCACCCCUCCCAGGCUGUCAGCACAGGGAGCUGGGCUGCCUGGACACCUCCUGCUUCCAGCUGACCAGUGGCUGCCUAAAGGGUGCCCUAUGACCCUCUGCCCCAUGACCCAUAUCCUGGGCAGUCAAGGGAGCCAGUCCUGGGGUGUCCUGGCUGGGCAGGAAGCCAGGGAUGCUCUCUGCUGAGUGCUCCACAACCUUCAAAGCACCCUGGGCUCAAAAUGGUAAGGCAGCCUCUCUGCCUCUCUUCCCAGCUUUUCUGAGGGAGUCAAGGAGUGCAGGAAGGCUCCCCAGCUGUGUCUCCCCCCUUGGGUUUCCUCUUUUUUCAGCACCUUAGGCCUGACAGCCCCCCAGGUCCCUGUGCCAGUGUUGUAGCUGUAAGAGGGCUGGAUUGAGGCUGCCCUUCAGCCAGCUGGGGCAGGGCCCAGGGCAGGGGACCCCCGGGAUGCACUGUAGUCCAGCCUGAGUGCUGGAUGUAUAUUAUUUCCUGCUGAGAUUCCCCUGGCUGGGAGCAAGGUGCCUGGGCUGUAUUCUCACUGCACUCUCCCUCCUCAGAUCCCUACCCAGACCUGAUCUUCCCUUCAGGCAAACUGAAUGUUCCUUGAGGAGAGCUGGAUUUUGAGCUUUGGGGGGCUUUUCUGGCUUUAAGUUGUCCAGUAAUGUUUCCAGACGGUUCAGAAAUGCAGAUUUUGCCCAUGGCAGCUCAAUUAAACGCAUCAAUGCCAAACCAGCACCUUCUUAACAAAACCAGUCUGUUUUCCAGCUUAUUUCCUGUGUAAUUGUUUUUUUGCAGUAUUUAAUGAAUGAUUUUGUGCCUUGAUUCAAUAACUCAGCUGGGUGGCAAUGGCUAUAUCACUGUGUUAUGUGUUAGUGUGGUUUUUAACACUGAGACUGUUUGGUUUGGUUCUUUAACUUAUUGCAAAUUGUGCCGUACAGGACUUGCUCUGACCGGAAUGGUUUCAAUAAACCCUCUUUUGCAUUGUUUGUAAA